AUGUAUAUCCCCACAUCUCUCUUCUCUCACAUCUCGCCAAGAACACCUUCCACUUCCACCACAUCGCUAUCCCCUCCUGGAUCUCUCCUGCUCGUGUUCGAACGAACUCCCUUCGCGAUGGAAACGGUGAUGAAAAUAUUGAUCGGACUGUGUUGCUUUCUCGUAGUGAUUUUGGUACUCUUAAUGACCUUCUUCUUGAAGUAUAAGCCGUCUCCACGCUCCCGAUCUCGGGCGACAACGGUGACGAACGGUUCAUCCACCCGGUCGCGAAUGGCUGCGAGAUGGGCAAACAUGGAGCGCGGUUCUCGGAGCACGCGGAACGAUGAUUCAUACGCCGAUGCGCUGCCCGGGGACAGUGGGAUGGUGGAGGACAUCGGGCCUGGCGGGGAAUUCGACGAGGUCGACCCUGCUGACUUUGGCGGCUUGGGAUCUUUCCGCGCCGGCGACAACUUACGGAAGACCCCAGGCUCUAUGGGCUCGAGUCUGGUUGGCACCGGUCCCAACGGGACCCGGAGUUUCCUCAAAGGAUGGUUCGGACUGGAUGAGCCCACUAGCGCCGGCUACAAUACCCGCCCAGACCAGCGCGAAAAGUCCGUUAACGGCGACGUGCUUCCAAUGCGCGCGACCAACGGUGACGCCACCGAAGACCUCCAUCCCCACAUACCUGUAGUCCCUCACCACCGCAUUCCGACCACGGAGGACCACGACUGGGAAACACGCUCGCAGGGCUCGAAUGUCUGA
Messenger RNA from Puccinia triticina, 741 nucleotides. RefSeq lists its product as uncharacterized. Lineage: Eukaryota; Fungi; Basidiomycota; Pucciniomycetes; Pucciniales; Pucciniaceae. The transcript has 3 exons. The coding region runs from base 1 to 741 and encodes 246 amino acids. The record is from RefSeq and is a predicted model, not a curated record.